GGUGUAAGCCGUCUCUGGUUCCGUCCUUUAGGUUGGCCGGGAAUGGAUAGGGUGCGAACGUUGCGGGGUUGUCAUUCGUAUCUUACUGUCGAUCCCAGGACUAGACACAAUGGAAGUCCCACCCGCCAAGCUUCUGUCAGUUGCCUUUAUUUGGGGCAUCUGCUCUUCUGACUUGUGAACCUUUUGUCUUGUGAGACACACUGUUCUUAUCGCUGUGUUACGGCUGCCGACAAGGUAGUACUCUUGACUUUACAAUGGCCUCGGCUGACCAGACGUGGGAAUUCAUCGUUGUGGGUGGUGGCCCGGCGGGUUGUGCCCUUGCCUCAAGACUCGCUCGGUCAGCGCGACGCCCUCAGGUCCUCCUGCUUGAAGCCGGCCCUCGUAAGGAUGAUCCAUCGCUGCGUGUGGACGGCCAGCGAUGGCAAACCUUUAUGAAUGGGGACCUGAAUUGGGGCUACAAGACCACCCCGCAAGAGCACUGUAAUGGUCGACAGAUCGACUAUUCUCGGGGCAAGGUGCUGGGUGGCAGCAGCGCCAUCAACUUCGGGGUCUACACCGUGGGUGCGCGAGACGACUAUAACCAAUGGGCUGGGCUUGUUGGUGAUGACUUGUUUCGCUGGGAGCGCAUGCAAGCUCGAUUCAAGCAGUUGGAGACGUUCAACGGUGCCAUUGUGGACCCAAAGAACAGCAAAUAUGCGACCCCAAAUACCUCGGACCACGGCUCCCAGGGGGGUCUGAAGGUCGGCUAUGCGGCUGAAUGGGAGCAGGAUCUUCCUCUUAUGAUGGAUGUGUUCGAGCAGGCUGGCUUGACUCACAACCCUGACCACAACUCGGGAGACCCAAUUGGAAUGGCUUUGGUCAUCAAUUCAUCUCACCAGGGCCGAAGAGUGACGGCAACUGAUCUAUUGGAUGGGGCACCAUCUAAUCUCACUAUCAUAACGGAGACGCCAGCGCUCAAGCUCAUACUCCAAGGCUCCAAGGUUGUUGGUGUGGAAACCAAGGGGGCAAAAUACCUCGCAUCUAAGGAAGUGAUUCUAACAACCGGAUCACUGGACACGCCCAAGAUCUUGAUGCAUUCGGGACUUGGACCAGCGGACCAACUACGACAAUUUGGGAUCCCCGUCGUCAAAGACAUACCUGCGGUAGGUCAGGGUCUUCGUGACCACUUCUUCGCACCGUUGUGCUUCCAAAGGAACCCGACAACAAACGAUCGCGACGCCUUCUUCGGCAACCCGGCCGCCAUGGAGUCUGCUCUAGAACAAUGGAGCAAAGAUGGCACUGGGCCAUGGGCACGUCACUCGUGUCAGAUUGGCGCCGGCUGGCUCAAAUCGGAUCGUUUGGUCGCAUCCGAGGAAUUCAAAGCACUGCCUCCUACUGUGCGGGAUUUCCUACAACGCGACACGGUGCCACAUUAUGAAUUUAUGACACAUUUCCCACUGCAUCUUAUCGCUCCCGAGCCCUUUAAAGACUACAGCUACGUCUGCAUGCUCGUGUUUCUGAUGAACGAGCAAUCCAGCGGCGAAGUACGCCUGCAGUCAGCCAAACCUGAAGACCCGCUGUUGUUUGACCCGAAGUUCCUGUCACAUCCGUUUGACAGGCGCGCAUGUAUUGAGAUCUACCGCCAUGCGCUAGAGGUAACGAAGCAUGAGUCUUUCCAGAAGGACACAGUGUCCGCCUUGAUUGCUCCUCCGUCCGAGUCGGAUGAGGAUAUCCUAGAGUUCUGGAAGAACACACUCGGGUCCAGUUGGCACAUGACUGGAACGACCAAGAUGGGCAAAUCCGGGGAUGUCGAUGCGGUCGUGGACAGCCGGUUCCGGGUAUUUGGUGUCGAGAAUCUGCGAAUUGCUGACAUGGGUGUGGUGCCUGUUUUGACCAACAACCACACGCAGGCAACCGCGUAUGUGACUGGUUUGACGUGCGGAGAUGCGCUGGCAGAGGAAUAUGGACUUGAUAUUUCGGAGGCCCGAUUGUAGGUGGUUUACAAGACAUGAACAAGAACUCGUCUGGAGUGUGACUAUGGACAAUCACUGGCUUCACAUUGGAUAUUUUAUAAGGGCCUAUGUCAAUCACAACUUCCCUCUCUAUAUACGGAGCCGGGGCUCGGUGUAUACGAAUGAUGAUGUUCUGAAGGCGGGACUGGUAAAUCUCUACGUGAUUCUCAUUAUUUCAUCAUCCUCCCGUCUUCAUGGGGCCAGUCGUGUACCUCAUCAA
Aspergillus neoniger CBS 115656 is the source of this 2211-nucleotide messenger RNA. RefSeq names its product GMC family oxidoreductase. Gene Ontology annotation, molecular function: flavin adenine dinucleotide binding; oxidoreductase activity, acting on CH-OH group of donors. The record is from RefSeq and is a predicted model, not a curated record. The transcript has 3 exons. NCBI's taxonomy places the organism in Eukaryota, Fungi, Ascomycota, Eurotiomycetes, Eurotiales, Aspergillaceae. Bases 255 to 1973 code for a protein of 572 amino acids.